UUCCGGGUCUGGGACCACGUGAUACAAGUCCUUGCAGGAGAGCAGCAGUCAUGGGCAGGAGAGGCAGCGUGGUGCUGAUAUUCGGGGGCUUCAUGGCUGCCGUGGCGGCCGCUCUGUACCCCAUAUACUACCACCCGAUGGCGCACAUAGAGCAGUACAAGAAAGAACAAGUAGUAAACCGGGCAGGAGUCAUCCAGGACGACGUGCAGCCGCCAGGUUUGAAAGUAUGGAGCGACCCGUUCUCGAGGAAGUGAAACUGUGUGUGCUAGGGGGAAAAAAGCAUCGAAACGUGUCCAGGGCUGCAGCUGAGGAGGAGAUGUUUUUUGGCGAGGUUUUGUACAUAUGUAAUAAAAUGUAGACUUUUUAGACUCUGGAA
Bufo bufo (common toad) is the source of this 376-nucleotide messenger RNA. RefSeq names its product small integral membrane protein 20 (gene SMIM20). The transcript is spliced from 3 exons. Bases 51 to 254 code for a protein of 67 amino acids. The record is from RefSeq and is a predicted model, not a curated record. Gene Ontology annotation, cellular component: mitochondrial inner membrane. Gene Ontology annotation, biological process: mitochondrial respiratory chain complex IV assembly. NCBI's taxonomy places the organism in Eukaryota, Metazoa, Chordata, Amphibia, Anura, Bufonidae.